UCGGAGGCACGAGUGACAGUCUCACGCCCAAAUACACUCUCCUCUACUGAAUUGCGACCCCUACUCUACUCUGCUUACUUGCAAUUCAUAGACAGUAGCAGUGUUUUCCAGAUAGAUGCCGGUUGCUCCCACCCAAACCGCCAAAAUGCUGGAGCGCGCCGUCUCUUCUCGGCGAGCCUCGCCUCACAACGACGACGACGACGCCGACGCCGACGCGGCGGCGGCGGCGGAUGAGUCCAAGACCAAGAGGCACCUCCCUUUCUCCUUCUUCACCACUCGCCUCACCUUCUACUUUGCCCGAUUGGGUCCUCUCUGGCCCUGCGUCGCCGCUCUCUCUCUCGCCCUCAUUCUCAUCUUCUCUCUAGCCUUCCACUCCCGGACCUUCGUCUGCGUCUCUCCUCACGACCCCGUUUACCGAUCCGGUUUCUUCGGCUUCGACGCUCUCGAAUCCGAUUUCGGAUCCCUCGGCGUCCCCUGGUGCAGAUCGAAACAUGGAAAAACGGUAGAAUGGACAUCUAAGGAUCUACUCAAGGGCUUGGAAGAGUUUGUGCCGAUAUACGAAACCCGGCCAAUUAAAAACAACAUGUAUGGCAUGGGAUUUGACCACAGCUUUGGGCUUUGGUUCAUUGCUCGGUGGCUGAAGCUGGAUCUGAUGAUUGAGAGUGGCGCUUUCAAGGGCCACUCCACUUGGGUUUUGCGGCAAGCGAUGCCGGAAACACGGAUUAUUUCUAUUACACCUCGGCAUCCUGAGAAGUAUCUAAAGAAGGGGCCUGCGUAUGUUGAUGGAAACUGCACAUACUUUGCUGGAAAGGACUUUGUAGAUUUUGGAAGCAUUGAUUGGGGAAAGGUGAUGAAAAAACAUGGGAUUACUGAUCUUAGUCGGGUUCUCAUUUUCUUUGAUGACCAUCAGAAUGAAUUAAAAAGAAUAAGGCAGGCUCUAGAAGCUGGCUUUCGGCAUAUAGUCUUUGAGGAUAACUAUGAUACUGGGACGGGAGACCAUUAUUCCUUGAGGCACAUUUGCGAUCAGUCCUAUAUAAGAGGAGGUGGCCAUAGCUGCUUUAAAGACAGUGAUGAAGCCAGGAUCAGGGGGAGAAGGAAGAAGUUCUGGGAAAAAGCAGUGGAUAUUGAAGAACUUUGUGGACCGGAUGAAGCAUGGUGGGGUGUUCGAGGAUACAUGCGAGAUAACUUUAAUCACAGUAACAAACCAAUUACCUACACAGAGCAUUUCCAGAACAGCCGGUUCGUGGAAUCAAUCCUUGAUGUUUAUUGGGAGCUUCCUCCAGUGGCGGGUCCUUCCCUCACUCACCAGACCAGAUAUGACCCUGCUCGUGCACCACCACCUAUCAUUGAAGAUGGCCGAUAUGGCCUAUUCCAGAGGCUUGGUUUGACCAGACUUGAUACGUCCGUGUUCAAUGGAUAUACUCAGUUGGUUUACAUUGAGAUAUCCAGGCAGUGAUUUUAGUCUUUCAGAGCUGUCUGGAUGGAGAGGAUUGUUUAGCUUUCACUAGUUUGUUAAUAUCAAGUGAAUCUUUU
This is a messenger RNA of Morus notabilis, 1533 nucleotides long. RefSeq lists its product as uncharacterized. The record is from RefSeq and is a predicted model, not a curated record. The transcript is spliced from 4 exons. Bases 116 to 1456 code for a protein of 446 amino acids. Lineage: Eukaryota; Viridiplantae; Streptophyta; Magnoliopsida; Rosales; Moraceae.